AUGCGCCUUGUCAUUGACACUGAUGCGGGUGUCGACGAUGCCAUUGCCAUUCUCAUGGCACUACAUGCAUUUCCUGGCGAUCAAGUUGUAGGCAUCACCACUGUAUUUGGCAAUGUAGACUUGCACCAAGCAAAUCACAAUGUGGCGCACGUUCUUCAGGCUGCUGGUCGCUCCGACAUUCCUGUUUACAGUGGCGCGUCUAAGGCGAUUGUCGCUAGUGUUUCGGACGAAAAAUGGGCAGGUCACGGUCCCGAUGGUCUUGGAGGCGAGUCGGGUCCGGCAAAUGUUACUUUAAUGGAAGCGCGCCGCAAUGAAGCGGUUCACAUGCUUAUCGAUUUGGCUAACAGCUAUGCUGGAGAGUUAGUGGUCGCUGCAAUCGGUCCCCUUACCAACAUUGCACUUGCAAUACUGCUAGAUCCAAGUUUCAUGGUAAAAGUUAAGCAGCUCAUUGUUAUGGGUGGAUUGUCGCGCGGUGAGGGCAACCAAACUGAACACGCCGAGUUUAACGUAAGCUGCGACCCUGAGGCCACUGAGAUUGUCUACCGAAACUGUAGCGCUCACAAGCUGUACGUCGUGCCACUCGAAACGUGCUCAGACAAUGCUAUUCCGUGGGAUACCGUUGAUAAAAUCUUUCACGAAGAAGUAAAUUCUAAUGGUGAGUAUAUCAAGCGAAUUUGGAAAUAUACGCGAGAGUUUUGUAAACGCGAAGGAUUCUUUCCUUGUGAUGCUUAUGCCAUUGCCAUCCUUCUGCAUCCAGAGUACAUUAAGACUGCCUAUAAAUUGAAGGGCCAAAUUUAUUUAGCUCCCGAUGAGAAGCGCGGCGCCUGUAUUUGGGACAGCAAUUGUACGCCAGAUCAAGCGAACGUAACUCUCGUAACCGAAAUUGACACCCGUGUUUUUGAAGAUUUGCUCCACCACUUGGCAGCUUAA
Molecule: messenger RNA, 930 nt
Organism: Plasmopara halstedii
Lineage: Eukaryota; Oomycota; Peronosporomycetes; Peronosporales; Peronosporaceae
Product: Predicted inosine-uridine preferring nucleoside hydrolase
Exons: 3
Coding region: 1-930 (309 amino acids)
Molecular function (GO): hydrolase activity, hydrolyzing N-glycosyl compounds
Source: RefSeq, a predicted model, not a curated record